AUGUCGCAACAUGAUAGAUUCAAGGAAGGAGUUGUGUGUUAUAAGAAUGGGCAGUACGACAAAGCAAUUGAACACUUUACCGAGGCCCUAUUGUCCAACGGCGACCAGUAUAAUAUAUACGAUUCUCGGGCUGCAGCUUUCGAGAAGCUGGGAGACAUAAAGGCUGCACUCCUUAAUGCGAAGAAGGUCAUUGACCUUGCUCCAGAGAGAUGGCAAGGCUAUGCGCGCUCAGCGCGCCUUUUCCAUGACCUGAAGAAAAUCCCGCACGCUGCUCGGAUGGUCCAGCUUGCCCUGGAACGUAUCAAACCCGAAGACUCGCAGCGACGCACGGAACUCGAGAGGCUGCAAGCGAGCAUAGCAGAGUCUCAAGCACGCGCUGACGCCCAACUCCGCAAAACCGCAUGUCACAUUGGCAUGCUACCAGUGGAAAUCCUGGCUGAAAUAUUCGCGCUGGAUGUCACUCCGAAUGCUGGGCGUGCCAUUACGCUGUCGCACGUUUGCAAGUUCUGGAGGCGUCUGGCUUCGGAGAACCCUACCUUAUGGCGAACUCUGGUCCUUUCUGAUCGACAGCCGGAACGCAAGCUACAGACAUGGCUUGAGCGUUCCAGCUGCAACAUCCACUCUCUGCAUCUGACCGACCGCUUGCCCCAUCAUCAGUAUGGGAGCCUAAUGGGAGCCUUAGAUAAGCUCCAGUGGGAGAGACUCCGGUCUUUCACAUUGACCUGCAGCGACGCCUGCGGCAUCGUUAUACGACUAUCUAAUGGCAAACAUAACUUUUUCUCAGACCUUGAGGAGUUUGAAGUCUCCUCCACUCGUUUUAGCGACAAGAGAUUAGAAGAGCUUCUUCCACAAUCCCUUCGUGCAUUUACUUUGAACGAAUGCCUGAUCCUGACGGGUGAUGGCGGGCUUUGGCAGCACGUUACCCGUCUUUCUAGUCUCACACUCAGGUCUAGCACGCUGGACAUUCGUGCUGUCUUGGAGGGAAACCCUUUACUUGAGAACGUAACCAUAUCCGGCGGCAUCAUACCCCAUGAAUCUAUUGUGCCCCAGCCUCUUUCUCUUGACCGUUUGUGCCAUCUUGACAUUCAAGAUUGUGGCAACAUUUCGCGCUUGCUAGACCAGCUUACUGCCCCUGCUCUCCGGACUGUCCGAUUUGUGGGCAAUCCUCUUGACAGUAGCCAUCUUCUCGCCCUCUUUCCCGACCGCCUCACCGAGCUCACCGAGUUACGCCUCGGUCGAUGCAGCCUGCAGGCGUUCGAUGUUAUCCGGAUUCUGCGUAAUUCUCCAUCACUCAUCACAUUGGAGGUCUCGACAGUGUAUGACUGUGUCAACAAGAUCUUGGACUUCCUGUCUGGCUCCUCAUCGGAAAAGUCACAAGAAUCCUUACUUCCGUGCCCAGCACUCCAACACGUCGAUGUUUCACGUUGUACAGACCUCAAGACAGGCCCAGUCAUUCGGUUUGUCAAGAGCCGCAAGGUGGUAUUGGAUGAUAGCGAAGCGGAUGAAGGUUCUUCUCUAGAUUCCCUGCGGCUGGAUGGUUGUCCGGACUUCCAAGCGGAUUGCUUGCCAUGGCUGAGGAAGCAGAUCAAGGUAGUAAGCUGUGUGUAUAUGACUAAAAAGCAAGCAAAAACUGUUAAGCGGUAG
This is a messenger RNA of Coniophora puteana RWD-64-598 SS2, 1644 nucleotides long. RefSeq lists its product as uncharacterized. Lineage: Eukaryota; Fungi; Basidiomycota; Agaricomycetes; Boletales; Coniophoraceae. The coding region runs from base 1 to 1644 and encodes 547 amino acids. The transcript is spliced from 2 exons. The record is from RefSeq and is a predicted model, not a curated record. Gene Ontology annotation, molecular function: Hsp90 protein binding.